AUGGCAUGCAUCAUGUCUUCUGUCGUCUUCUACCACUACAUUCAUGUUGCUGCCUACGUGAUGCAGCCGUAUCUCCAUGAGUCACGCCAUCAGCAUUCACUGCGUUGCCCACGAGUCACUGACAGACGUUUCCUGAACACAAAGAAAGAAUCGAACGGGAAUGAUGCUGGUGGAGGCAGCAAGGCAACGUUCAGCAAACCCCUUACGCGGCAGGUGGCAUCUUCAAGUUCAGAGAUCCACAAGUCAGAUCUGCCCAACCCAAGCAGCGCCUGUCGGGUUCAGAGUUGUCAAGCAGAAAUGGAAUUGUAG
Molecule: messenger RNA, 309 nt
Organism: Miscanthus lutarioriparius
Lineage: Eukaryota; Viridiplantae; Streptophyta; Magnoliopsida; Poales; Poaceae
Source: the annotation of a GenBank genome assembly